AUGACUAGGACUACUGGCCUAGCGGUCCCAAAGGGCUCGGAUCGAACUAUUUCUUCAGCAUCAACCAUCGCCGGGGACCAAGUAUCGGAAAAGGCCAAUUACUCGAGUGGCGGCGAGGACGAAAGCCGUGCUAAUAAUCUACAAGAGAAACAUGACGAUGUGUCAUCCACCGUGGCCGACGAUGUAUCUGACGAUACCGAGUAUCCUUCUGGUAUCAAAAUGGUCUUCAUCGUUGUUGCCCUCGUCAUGAGCGUCUUCCUUCUGUCUCUUGAUAUGACCAUUGUUGCCACCGCCAUUCCUAAAAUCACCGACGAGUUCAAGGGUCUUGAUAAAGUAGGCUGGUAUGGUGCUGCCUUUUUCAUGACCGUUGGUUCUAUGCAGUCAACAUGGGGCAAGGUUUACAAGUACUUCCCACUAAAGACAUCCUUCCUUGUCGCCAUCUUCAUCUUCGAGCUCGGAUCCGUCAUUUGCGGUGCUGCCCCCAGCGCAGAGGCCCUCAUUGCUGGACGCGCGAUUGCUGGUGUCGGCGCCGCUGGUCUCGGAGCUGGCGCUUAUACCAUCAUCGCCUUUUCUGCUCCUCCCAAGCGGCGGCCUGCCUUUACCGGCAUCCUCGGUGCUUCGUAUGGAUUCGCCAGUGUCAUUGGCCCUCUUUUGGGCGGCGCAUUCACCGACAACGUCAGCUGGCGAUGGUGUUUCUACAUCAACCUCCCCAUCGGAGGUCUCUCCGCCCUGGUUAUCUUGGUCUUCUUCCAGACGCCCAAGAGUGCUGUCCCCGUCAAGGCAACUCUCUUGGAAAAGUUCUUGCAGAUGGACCCUCUCGGUAUUGUCUUGAUGAUGGGCGCCACCGUCACCUACAUCCUUGCUGUGCAGUAUGGCGGUGUUGCCCACGCCUGGAACUCGUCUGUUGUCAUUGGCCUUCUCGUUGGCUUUGUCGCCAUCACGGCGGCCUGGGCUGUCCUUCAGUACUUCCAGGGCGAGCGAUCCAUGGUUCCUCCUAGACUCGCCAGGGAACGCACCAACUGGGUCAUGAGCGCCUUUGCUUUCAUCUUUGCCGGCGGCUUCUUCGCCGCCAUCUACUACAUCCCUAUCUACUUCCAGUCCGUCCAUGGAACGAACCCAACCAUGAGCGGUGUUCGCAACUUGCCGUUCAUCGUUGCUGUCACAAUCUCUACCAUUCUCAGUGGCACCUACGUAUCUGCGACGGGCCGAUACCAGCCCAUGCUCCUCGGGGGUGGCGCCGUUGCCACCGUCGGCGCUGGUCUCCUGUACAUGCUUGACGUCGACUCUUCUACCGGUGCAUGGAUCGGAUACCAGAUUGUCGCUGGACUUGGUUGGGGAACCGCUUUCCAGAUUCCCAUGAUUGCUGUUCAGGGCUCAGUUUCCCCUGAAGAUCUUGCCUCGGCCACCGGCAUGCUCCUCUUCUUCCAAAGUAUUGGAGGUGCCUAUCUCGUCUCUGGAAGCCAGGCUGCAUUCAUCAAUCAGAUGGUCGACCACGUUCUCAAGAACGCACCCCAAGUUGACCUGGGAACCCUUGUCCUCACUGGCGCUACUGAGAUUCGACACGCAUUCCCUGCGGACCAACAGCCUCUUGUCAUUGCCGGCUACAUGGCUGGUCUUAAAGUUGUUUUUGCCAUGUGCAUCGCGGCCACUGGAAUCGCCACUCUCAUCGGCUGUUUCACUCGAUGGUCGAAGCUGAAGCAGGGAAGUAUGACUGGUGGCGGCAUGGCCUAA
Metarhizium robertsii ARSEF 23 is the source of this 1731-nucleotide messenger RNA. Its product is annotated as Major facilitator superfamily domain protein. The record is from RefSeq and is a predicted model, not a curated record. The coding region runs from base 1 to 1731 and encodes 576 amino acids. The transcript is spliced from 4 exons. Gene Ontology annotation, biological process: transmembrane transport. NCBI's taxonomy places the organism in Eukaryota, Fungi, Ascomycota, Sordariomycetes, Hypocreales, Clavicipitaceae. Gene Ontology annotation, molecular function: transmembrane transporter activity.